Sitodiplosis mosellana (orange wheat blossom midge) is the source of this 4107-nucleotide messenger RNA. It is a transcript of the gene slgA, whose product is annotated as proline dehydrogenase 1, mitochondrial. The record is from RefSeq and is a predicted model, not a curated record. The transcript is spliced from 12 exons. Bases 475 to 2454 code for a protein of 659 amino acids. Gene Ontology annotation, molecular function: FAD binding; proline dehydrogenase activity. Lineage: Eukaryota; Metazoa; Arthropoda; Insecta; Diptera; Cecidomyiidae. Gene Ontology annotation, cellular component: mitochondrion.
CGAAACUUCGGACAAUCAUUUAUGUGUCUCUUUCAUUCUGCCAGUAUCGUUUGUCGCACUUGCACGCAGUUUUCGGUUAGGUGAAAAAUUCAUUUUUUGAAAUAAAAGAAACAAAAAAAAAACGAGCAAAGCAGUGGAGAAAAAAUAGAAUUUUCAGCAAAAAUACGAAUUCUGUCAAUAGCAAAUUCGAGUGUUAACAUAUUUAAAACAUCUGUUUUUACAUUGAUUACGUGGAAUUUCAAACAGAACCGUCAAUUGAAUUGUGUGAAAUUUUUUUUUCAUUAACCGUGCUCGGCAUUAACCGUGUUGGAUCAUAGUCACUUAUUGAUUUUUCGUCAGUAUCGCAGUGUGUGAAGUGUUAAAAUUCCAACGAAAUUCAAUACGAACCACCGAGAAUUUUUAGCGGCUAAUUAAGAUAUUAGUUCGCUUGGAGUUCAAAGACAAUAUUCAAAUAUUGUGCUCAGAUGUCGUGUAAUGGCGUUUUUGCGUUCAGUUACCCGCUGUAAUCAAUCGCUAGCAGUUUCAAGAAAGUUCUCGUCAUCGAUUCAGCGGUCGGGUGUUCAGCGAAAAGGCAAUAUCUUUGCAACGUUGAACAAUGCAACAUUUUCACGGGCUGAGCUACUGGCAUGCCAGAAGUAUUACUUUGAUUUGAGACGCGACAUCAAUACAUCGAGCCAUGAUAACGAGCAAAAAACAUCAAUGUCUACGCUGGCCGCCACCAAAACCCCAUUCUCGUCGGCUGACAGUGCUUCGAACGAUUCAAAGCAACCGCAACGUGAUCCACUAGAUGUUAGCUUCAACGAUCCGAUAGCUGCGUUCAAAAGCAAGACAACAUGGGAAUUGAUUCGCGCCUACUUUGUGUAUUUAAUGUGCUCGUCUGAGUAUCUCGUUGAGAAUAACAUGAAGAUAAUGCGCAUGGUACAAGCAAUAAUAGGUCAACGAUUAUUUGCCGCAAUAAUGAAACAUACAUUCUACGGUCAUUUCGUGGCCGGCGAAGAUCAGUAUAAAAUAAUACCGUGCGUUGAGAGGCUUCGUUCGUUUGGAGUUAAGCCCAUUCUUGACUAUUCGGUUGAAGAGGAUUUAUCACAGGAAGAAGCUGAGCAACGUGAAGUUGAUGCAUCAACAUCUUCAGCAACUGCACCGAGUGAUGCCUCCAAUUUACCGCAGUAUACGGUUGACAAAACCUUUGCCGAUCGACGUUUCAAAGUGAAGAGCGCUCGAACCUACUUCUACUUGAAUGAAGCCACUUGCGAACGAAACAUGGAGAUUUUCAUUAAAUGCUUAGAAGCUGUGUCAGGCGCCACAUUUGGAACGGGAAUUACAGCCAUCAAGCUAACAGCCCUUGGACGACCACAGUUGCUCUUGCAAUUGUCGGAGGUAAUUAUGCAAACGCGUCAGUAUAUGAUGGAUAUGGUCGGCGGCCAUGGUAAUGUGAUGUCGCAUCACAAAACGAUUAAGGAUCUCGAGCAGUAUUAUUCAAAAGUGGGCGAUAAUAAGGAUGUAAAGAAUUUUUUGAAAAAUAUUACAUCAGACAAAGAAGGAAUUUUGCAUUUAUUCCCAUGGUCAGGUAUUGUGAAUGAGGAUAGUCAAUUGUCCGACACGUUCAGAGUGCCGGAUCCAAAGACCGGUCAAAUGCGGCGACUUAUUUCUCAAAUUCCACCCAAUGAAGAGGAAAUGUUCAGGAAUAUGAUUCGCAGAGUCAACACGAUUGUGAAGGCUGCCGAAGAUUUGGAUGUCCGCAUUAUGAUCGAUGCUGAACAAACCUACUUCCAACCGGCCAUAUCGCGUAUCACCUUGGAAAUGAUGCGAAAAUACAACACCAAAAAGGCCAUUGUUUUCAAUACGUAUCAAUGCUACCUGAAAGAGGCAUUCAAUGAGGUUUGCAUGGAUUUGGAGCAAUCGAAACGGCAAAACUUUUAUUUUGGUGCGAAAUUGGUGCGCGGAGCGUACAUGGAACAGGAACGUGAAAGAGCUGCAGCUCUUGGCUACACUGAUCCAAUCAAUCCAAACUACGAAGCAACCACCGAGAUGUAUCACAAAACAUUGACCGAGUGCUUGCGUCGAAUUAAGCUCCUAAAAGACAAGGGCGAAGAUGCCAAGAAAAUCGGCAUUAUGGUGGCCUCACACAAUGAAGACACGGUGCGGUUUGCCAUCGAAAAAAUGAAGGAAAUCGGCAUAUCACCGGAAGACAAAGUCAUUUGCUUCGGUCAAUUGCUUGGAAUGUGUGACUACAUCACAAUGCCACUUGGUCAAGCUGGUUAUUCUGCAUACAAGUACAUCCCAUAUGGUCCUGUUCACGAAGUUCUACCGUAUUUAUCACGACGUGCUCAAGAAAACAAAGGCGUUCUGAAGAAGAUUCAGAAAGAGAAACGACUUUUACGUUCGGAGAUCACGCGUCGACUUUUCAAGGGUGAAUUAUUCUACAAGCCAAACGGCAAAUACGUACCGAUCUAAGCGCGCGCACACAUACAUUCUCUCAUAUUGUUCCUCCAUCCAUCACAAUAUUCAUAAGCAAUGUAAUCGGAACUGAGACAAAUCUUCGCGCAACGGCACACAACAAGCACAUACAAACACACACCAACCAACCAAAACUACGAAAUGUACUCAAUUAACUAUUGAAACUAAGAAGAAAAAAAAAACAAAUUUUAAAUGUUUUGAGAAAUUUAUAAAAAAAAAACCAACAAUUGCAACACACAUUAAAAGUUCGUUGAAGAUUUUAAAAUGCGACGACAAGAGAAGAAGAGUAUAGUUGAGAAAAGAGCAAAACGGCCGAUAAAAUUGCUAUUUUAGAAUCUCUUUUAGCGCAUUUCGCAAACGACGAAAAAUUGGAAUCGCCCGUUAAAUUUUCAACUCUGUUUUCUUGAAAAUGGCGCAUAUCGUUGGCUGAAAAAAGAUUUUCAACAACAUAUUGGAAUGUGUAUCUCGUUUGUUUUUAGUGAACGAAAAAAAAGAACGAAAAAUCAAGAUGUUAUUCCUUUUCAAUUAUUAUUUUAAUAUUUCAAGUAUUUAUAACAUAAUUUUACGGUAUGUGAUUUUAUUUAAUUUUCGAUUUAAGUGGAAACAAACAAAUAGCAACAAAUUCUGUCCAGCGAAUUUGUUCUUUCACAAUAUUGUUCUCCUCGGUUCUCACAAACGAAAGAAGAAGAAAAAAAAACCGUACUUAAAUUUAAUUUAUUCGAUUUGCAUUGAUAAUUUUCGUGAUCGCGCGAUUCGCACAGCCAGAUAGGAAUUCAUUACAACAAAACCAAAAUUACAUUGAAUGUUUUAUGUCCAUGUUAAAAAAACAAGAAACAAGAAAAUGAAAACAAAUUGCAAUUUAUAACGAUUAUACUAGUUGUGAUGUCAUGAUCAAAAUGAAAAAAAAUUUGACUGUACAUUGACUUGAUUGAAAUAUAUGAACUGUUAAAGUGAGGUAAAACAUUCGAAUUGUUCAAUGACACAACAGAUGGUUUACAAUCAAUAUAUUACUGUGGCCUGUUCCCAAGGGAAGAGGAGAAAAACAAAAAACAAAAUAAAAUUCUCGAAUUUGUUUAUCGACAAACAAAUAUCAAUGAGUGUCUGUGCUUUUUUGUCGCUUUGUACAGGUCAAUUUAUGUAAUCGUAAAAUUGCAGAAUUCUGAUUUAGCCAUGCGUUUGAGAGUUGAAUUUGUUAAACAAACAAAAAAUAAUACAAAGUGCGUUCAACAUGUUCUAUUACGAUUUAACCAUUCUAAAUGUAUUUUCGUUGAAAUGAGUGAUCAUGCAGUUUCGAGUAUUAUUAGCUGAAAGAAUAUUCAAACAAAAUCUUUUUGAAAUCAAAUAGUCCAUAUUCGUAAUUGUAAAAGAGUAAAACAACAAAAAAAACACAUACACGCAACACAAGCACACAGUAAAGUAUCUAGACAGAAAUUUGACUUUCGGAUUCGUAUAGUGUAGGUUCUACACGCAAUCGGUGCAAGGAACGUUGUGAUCCUCGUUGUAAUGACCGGAACGAAGCAAUCGAAAUUUGCAAAAGUCACCACAUCCACAGAAGACGAUAACAAAAUAUCUUGAUAUAAAAAGACAUCUUAGAACUGUAAUCUGAAGAUUAGCUAAAGUUGAAUGACAAUAAAUUAUUAUGUAACAAUA